Messenger RNA from Salvelinus namaycush (lake trout), 861 nucleotides. It is a transcript of the gene nkx2.7, whose product is annotated as NK2 transcription factor related 7. Gene Ontology annotation, biological process: cell differentiation; regulation of transcription by RNA polymerase II. Gene Ontology annotation, molecular function: DNA-binding transcription factor activity, RNA polymerase II-specific; RNA polymerase II cis-regulatory region sequence-specific DNA binding. The coding region runs from base 1 to 861 and encodes 286 amino acids. The record is from RefSeq and is a predicted model, not a curated record. Gene Ontology annotation, cellular component: nucleus. The transcript is spliced from 2 exons. Lineage: Eukaryota; Metazoa; Chordata; Actinopteri; Salmoniformes; Salmonidae.
AUGCUUCCCAGUCCAGUGACUUCAACGCCAUUCUCGGUAAAGGAUAUUCUAAAGAUGGAGCAGCAACAUCACCCCCACCAAGGAUUCUUCUAUCCAGAUCAAGACGCACAGAUGUCUCUGCAGCGCAUGCACAGUGCACUUCGGAGCCUCGACUUACUUGACAGUCAGGAUAAAUCGUGCUUCUCGGGGGCAACACAGAUGAAAUGCACCCUGAGUUCGGAGGACAUUGACAUCCUGAGGGGCAGUUGUAGUUCAGCGGCUGAGGAGGAGACAAAUGGGGACCCAGGUAUGCUUCUUGACGAUUCGAUGGGUUGUGAUGGGAAAAAUGACAAUACCUAUUCAGGCAAGCCAAAGCAAAGAUUGCGCAGAAAACCACGCGUGCUAUUUUCCCAAACGCAGGUUUUUGAGCUGGAACGGCGCUUCAAACAGCAGAGGUACCUUUCUGCACCAGAGAGGGACCACCUCGCCAAUAUUCUAAAGCUGACUUCUACUCAAGUCAAAAUCUGGUUUCAAAACAGGAGGUACAAGUGCAAGCGGCAAAGACAAGACAAGUCUCUGGAAUUGGCUGGAUACCCGCCUCUACCACGAAGGGUGGCAGUGCCCGUGUUGGUUCGAGAUGGCAAACCGUGCAUGGGAGGACCUCAUUUAGCGCCAUACAACGUGACAAUUGGCUCUUACAACACCUUAUAUGGAUAUGGUAAUAACUCACAUGGUUGCAGUUAUCCGAGUAUGCCAUCCAUACCAAGUGCCACGCAAAUGUCCAACAACCAUAUAGUUGACAUGAACCUCAUGGAAAAUGUAGAGGGGCCAUUCCAACAAGGACACUUUCAGGCAACUUUACCGGGGAUAAGAGCGUGGUGA